Messenger RNA from Seminavis robusta, 1875 nucleotides. The record is from the annotation of a GenBank genome assembly. Lineage: Eukaryota; Bacillariophyta; Bacillariophyceae; Naviculales; Naviculaceae.
AUGGAUGCUGGAUCUGUUGGAAGCAUCCUAUCAUGGGUCGAGGGACUUCUCUUGAAGGUCUUACAGCUUCUGGUGUGGCUUCUGGAGAGGUUUCUGAUUGAAGAUCGAAGCCAAGAUUCCGAUUACCGAUAUCACCAAAAUUGGAGCAGUGGUGGUAGCAGCGGUGGUAGCAGCGAUAAUGAGGACCAGGGAAAGAGGGCUCUCCAGGAAGCAAUGAAGCUGUUUGGGAUUGAUUCGCUGGAUGACAACGAUGUCACUAAAGGCUCUUUACGCAAAAUAUGGAUGCGCUUGAACCUCACUUAUCACCCAGACAAAAACAACAACAGCCCAGAUUCUAUCGAGAAAACACAGCAGAUCAAUGAAGCCUACGAGAGGCUUUGGCAAGAGUUAGACAAACGAGAUGGGGUUGACGGAGCUGACGAUGGCAACGAGGCAAGUACCCCGGAUCAUCAGCAAGAAGAUAGGCCCAUCUCUAAACAAGAACGCAAACGCCAGAAAAAGGAGAGGCAGAAAGCUAGACAACAUGCCAAGCGCCAACAGCAGGAAGAAUGGGAACGGCGAAGAGAAGCCUGGGAGGCAGAACUAACACGAGUGCAGGAAGAGAUGGAACGAAAAGCUAAGGAAUACAAAAAGAAGGAAAACCAUCGAAAGAAGGAGCGCCGGAUGAAUGAAAAGAAAGCAAAAGAGUUGGGAUUAGAGAAUCCAGGGAGAAGGGUGGAAACCUUCCAUCGAUGGGUGGGGGACGCGAUUGCUUUAUUGAAAAGUCCUAUAGACUCCAGUGACUGCCCAUCCAAGUACUACGUCAUGGAGCUCUGCAACCACCCUAUUGCGGAAGCUUUGAGGACUGAUGAAACCGAUAUUGCAAUUGAGUUGGUACACGAGACUAUUUGUGACGCGAUCUACUACUGGGCUGCCAAGGUGGUUCAAGAAGAGUGUUUUGAGAUUGAUUCAAAGAUGAAGGAUUUUGUCCUAUCAGAGGCUCUCCUCCUGUCUCUGGAUGAAGACGGAAACAGCCUGAUCCACUACGCUGUCUACUUUGGGAACAAUGACAUGCUUUCCUACUUGGCGCAGAAGGCAAGGAAACGGGAUCGACUACAAGGAUUGCUUGCUUCGAGUAAUGUGCACGGGUUGGCGGCCAGUGAUUUUGCUCUCUUGAGAGGGAACGAGCGCAUGCAGCGUCACAUGAAGAAGCUUCAGGAAGAAGUGGAGGAACGAAUCCAAAGCUCCAAGCUCUUGCCAACCAUCAAGCGGUACAUGGCAACGUUGGGAAAGGCGCCUAGCAUGGCUCCAGCAAUGGUUUCCCUCUUCGGAAUUUCGUUGGGGAUGAUUGCGUUCGAAACAGGCUGGAUUAUGACUUUUGCCAUUCUUGGAUUCGUCAUGAAGGAGAAACAGUCGGUAAGGCAAGGGAUCCUUUCAGAUCCAGGGGCCUUUCCAAGAGAACUGUUGUCAUUCCACCUGUAUUGGUUGUUGGUCAAGAAGAUCCACCAAGGAAUUGCCGCAGUAUCCGAGUUCUAUUAUCUGUCCAUUCCGUUUGUGUUUAUCUUGUGGCUUUUUACACCGCCAAAAUAUGCCAGCCUUCCCUUUCACAUUUCCAAUUUUGCACAUGGUUGGACCGCCCGUGUCGUUGACACCGUUCCACUUCCCACAAACGUGUUAUCGCCAAUGCCAAGGGCAUUGUGCUGGAUGCUGAUACAUACUUGUGUGCUCUUGGCUGUCAAGGCCCAGUUUGCAAUGGCUUUGGAUACACUUGAUGUUUCUGGCUUUCAUCAUCUGGAGCAGCAACCCACGCAUCGAGAGAUGAUGCAAUUGGAGUCCAAACAACAACACGCCAUGGAUGUUUUCAAUGCUUUUCUGAAAGAAGAAGGCGACUUGUGA